Molecule: messenger RNA, 2229 nt
Organism: Rhodofomes roseus
Lineage: Eukaryota; Fungi; Basidiomycota; Agaricomycetes; Polyporales; Fomitopsidaceae
Exons: 4
Coding region: 163-1992 (609 amino acids)
Biological process (GO): regulation of cell cycle phase transition; positive regulation of nuclear cell cycle DNA replication
Cellular component (GO): nucleus; Dbf4-dependent protein kinase complex
Molecular function (GO): protein serine/threonine kinase activator activity; nucleic acid binding; zinc ion binding
Source: RefSeq, a predicted model, not a curated record
GUUGAUUCGGGCGCCUAAGACCGUGGCGGAGGAGGGCACGCCUCGUUCCUGCACUUCCCUCCGUCCACCGUCCCCCUCGCAUACACGCCGCCCUCGGGCCCUUUCUUGCAUACCCCGUCGCAGGGCUCGUCUAGGUUUGCAACGUCGACGCGCAACCCUUCCAUGGCUACCCUUGCCCGCAACCCGCUGUCCAUGCGACCUCACUCCCAGCACCAUUCAGUCGCCCUCUCGCAUCAGGCGGCCGCCAUGUCCCGGAAGGCGUCUACGAGCAGCAAGAGGGCAAGAUCCCCGGACCCAAACAAGGAUGACGAGUCAUCGCAGAGCAUGAAGCGGUUGAAGGCCGUGGCCGCGCCUCAACCUCCCGCACCGCCCACCCGUGAAGAUCCCCGCGAAGAAGCAAGGAAAGAGAAGGAACGAAAGCGCAUCGAACGCGAAGAGGAGUUUAGGAUUAAGUACACGCGUGCUUUUCCGAACUGGACGUUCCAUUUCGACUUGGAUACUUUGAGUCCCGAUGUGGCGGCUCUCAAGGAUAACCUGGAACGGCGACUGAGGCACAUGGGUGCGGCGGUCGAGGACUUCUUCUCCAAAGACAUCACUCACCUCAUCACCUUCGAUGCUGAGGGCUCCGAGAAGGAGAACUCCAAUCAGCCCUCGACAUCUGCAACAACCAGUCUACUUCUCAGUCCGAUCAAGCUGAAAGGGCGAGCGACAGGUGACGCGCCCACGACCGCCUCUGAGCGCAUCGCGAAGAAGGCCCUCGCCUUUGGGAUCAAAGUCUGGUCCCCAACCAAGCUCGAGAGUGUCCUCGACAGAUGUCACGCGCCGGCAGCAUACAGCACACGGGCACCGUCUACAAGGAGCCAGGCCGCGAGCAGCCGCCCACUGACGCGCUUGUUGGAAGAGGAACGCACGUAUGGAACGACGAGCGAACGCGACCCGACGCAGAAACGUCAUGGCUUCACAUACUUCUCGAAAGGAACAUACUUCGUGCUUGUCGAGGACAUGCGGCAAGAGCUUGCGACGAUUGCAGCCGCGGAGUACCCCAUCAAAAGAGGUAGGGAUGGCCAGGAAAGACCAUCCUGGCCGGUGCUGUAUUGCCAUCCCCUCGCGCGUGGGCCUUUCGUGCCAUACGACGAGAGGGAAGAACGAAGACGGGAGCGCGCGGACCGGAUGGACAAGGAGAAGGAGCAAGAGCGCGCGCGGCGAAAGGCAAGGCUAAGGGAGGAGGAACGCAGGCGGCAAGCCCAGGCGAUGGCGAAGCAGCACGACCUCCGCCGCACCGCGUCCAUGCACAACCUCCACCGGCGCGCAAGUCUAGGCGACGCCGGCUGGGCCGUGGACGGCCUCGGCGACUUCGACGCGGAGUUCGGCGAUGGGGACAUGCAGUCCGCGAACGCGUCGGGCUACCUGGCGAGCGGGGCGUACAUGGCGGCGUCCGGGAACAGCGUCGGCGUAACGUCGACGACUGGGACGACGUCUGCGGCCUCGAACACGCUCCGCAACCUCCAGCUCCCGCCAGGUUUGAGGGGGCGACUGCAGCAGCAGGUUGUCACGUCUAGGAGAGUGGUCAGCGGCGCGGAGGGCAAGGAGAAGAUGGGCCCGCCGCCGAACAUCCCAGAGAAGCCGAACAUGCUCCGCAAGAGCCGUAGCACUAAUACGCUGAGGCUGCCGAAGCGCGAGGAGGGUGUGAAGCCUGGCUAUUGCGAGAGCUGUCGCGUGAAGUUUGAGGAUUUUAAGUCGCACAUCAAUGGGCGCAGGCACCGCAAGUUCGCGACGGACGACUCGAACUUCCAGGCGCUAGACAUGGUCCUCUCGCGUGUGCGCCGCCGUCCGGUGGCGGAGGUCGAGGAGGAGAAGCGCGAGUGGGCGAUCCGGUAUACUGGCGGACAUGCCGACUUCGAGGGUGCGGACGAGGACGCGACGAUGCUGCCGACUGUGGCGGCAGCGAGCGAUGACGACUUGAGGUGGGACGACUGGGUCGAGGAAUAUUAGGCGUUAUUAAGGAUGCGUCCUCUAUCUCCCAUUUUCCUUCCCCUUUAAAGUAUUGAAGACAUCUCUCGAAGAGGCCCUUCAUUGUACUCGAUGACAUCACGGACCCAUCACGCAGUUUUCUCCCCAAUGAUUCCCUUGCAUAGUAUGAUACACCCAUGCAUACAGUGAUUGUAACUUGGUUCCAUUGUACAACACCUCGCAUCCUGCAAUUUGACUAUUCGUGUCCGUAACCCUCCA